Rattus norvegicus (Norway rat) is the source of this 1118-nucleotide messenger RNA. RefSeq names its product EBP like (gene Ebpl). NCBI's taxonomy places the organism in Eukaryota, Metazoa, Chordata, Mammalia, Rodentia, Muridae. Gene Ontology annotation, molecular function: cholestenol delta-isomerase activity. Gene Ontology annotation, biological process: sterol metabolic process. The record is from RefSeq and is marked validated. Gene Ontology annotation, cellular component: membrane. Bases 18 to 638 code for a protein of 206 amino acids. The transcript has 4 exons.
CGGUGUGCUGUGGAACCAUGGGCGAGCGUUGGGCGCUGGGCCCGGCGGCAGGGUCCUCGUUGCUGUUGUGCUCAGCGCUACUGGCGGCGGGGUGCACGCUAGGCCUGCGUCUGGGCCGCGGGCGGAGCGCGGUGGAGCGUUGGGUGCUCGCCUGGCUCUGCUACGACUCACUGGUGCACUUCGUGCUGGAAGGCGCUUUUGUCUACUUGUCUAUAGUAGGAAAUGUUGCAGAUUCCCAAGGCUUGAUUGCAUCUUUAUGGAAAGAAUAUGGCAAGGCUGACGCAAGAUGGCUGUAUUUUGAUCCAACCAUUGUGUCUUUGGAAAUCCUGACUGUUGUCUUGGAUGGGUUCCUGGCAUUGGUCCUCAUUUACGCCAUAGUCAAGGAGAAGUAUUACAGGCAUUUCGUACAGAUUACCCUGUGCGUGUGUGAACUCUAUGGCUGCUGGAUGACCUUCUUCCCUGAGUGGCUUGUCGGAAGCCCCAACCUCAACACCAACAGCUGGCUCUACCUUUGGAUCUAUUUGGUGUUCUUCAACGGCCUGUGGGUUCUGAUCCCAGGCCUGCUGCUGUGGCAGUCAUGGGUAGAACUGAAGAAGAGAGGUCACCAAGAGGCCAGCUUGGCGAGGAAGCAUAAGUGAAGUCUCACAACAGGCCAUUCUGAUGUUCUGCUUCCUGAGUCAGAACUGACCAGACAUUCCGAUCUGUUUCUUUUUUACAGUGUUUUGACGCAGCCAUUAUAGAUGGGUGGGGAGGUGGCAGACUUGGCUGUUUGUUUUGGUUCUUUGAUUAAAUGACAACAUAAAGAGAGAAGUUGGGGUGUGGUUCAGUAGUGUUGUACUUGCCUAGCACUCACGAGGUCCUCAGUUAGACCCUUAACACUGCUAGGGGGUGCUGAGUAAGCUUCCACUUGUAACAGGAUCAUAUUCAAUCAGACCCCCAGUCAUGGCUAGCAGAAUCGUCACGCCAUGUUAAUAAGUAUCAUAGGAUACUGUAAGGAGUGGUGUAAUUUUUAUUACAAAACAAAACCCCCUUUUUGCUCCAGCUUUUUCUUCUCAUGGUCUCUUUGGGUUUGUUAUGUAAACCUAGAAGUAAAAGGAAUUUGUUCUGUUUUAUACUCA